Solea solea (common sole) is the source of this 3653-nucleotide messenger RNA. RefSeq names its product small membrane A-kinase anchor protein-like. The transcript has a single exon. Bases 675 to 956 code for a protein of 93 amino acids. The record is from RefSeq and is a predicted model, not a curated record. Gene Ontology annotation, molecular function: protein kinase A regulatory subunit binding. Lineage: Eukaryota; Metazoa; Chordata; Actinopteri; Pleuronectiformes; Soleidae.
GACAACAGGCUUACAGCGGAGCAGCAUCAGUGCACCAGAGCUGGAGACAGACGUCCCCCAUGACAUGCUACGCAAAAUAGGCCGAGGGAUUGAGUCACAAAGUAGUUGGACAGGAGAGGAGGGGGCGAGGGAUGUUAGUCGUGUUCAGGAGCAGCGGGUGUUUAGAAGUGAGCCAUGCCGAGACCUUGACCUCGAGCUCGCCACUGGAACCCGAGUCCCAUAGCUGCCAUGACCACUGUGAGAAUCGCUCGCAAUCCUUCACCUCAUUCCUGCCAUCUGGUAUUUUUAGGCUGUCGGCGACAUGGAAAAUAAAUCACUCUCUUUUUCUCUCCACAGCCGAGGACAGGAUGAGUUCUACGCAGCAGGGGAGCAAGGAGUGACCGUUUCAACGCCGCCGCCGCCACCGCUGCUGCCCCAACAACACAGGCAUGGGCCUUCCAGUUGGUCUCUGUAACACCCUGUCAUCACAGCACAUGUCAACACUCAGACAUGGGUGAGAGCGGAUGACAGGCGUACAAAGAGGAUUGCAGCAGAGAGAGAAGUGGCAGCGUGGUGGUGGGGGGGCACACAAAGGAGAUUGUCUCUGGGAUGUACUGACCACUCACGGAGAUUAAACUAUCGAUGUAUGCGCUGCGCGUCUGACCAAAGACUGUGGCACCCACACCGUCCACAGUAUGGGGUGCAUCAAAUCUAAGACGGGCAACUCCGGAGCCCCAAAUGCAAACUCCACCGGGAAGACGAGGGGCGGGUGCAGGGGGCCGAGGGAGGGAGAGAAAGCCUUCCUGGUUCACCCGGAGGCAGAUGCGGCGGCGGAGAGCUUCCCUCAGGUCAGCCCAGUGCUGCUGGAGUACGCGCAGAAGCUCUCAGAGGAGAUUGUGGCCCGGGCCGUGCAGCAGUGGGUGGAGGUAGACCGCCGCUACAGUGACAUCCCCUACAUUGAAUGUGACAUGCCAUGACACCGGAGGGAGAGCGAGUCACACAGAGGACACCCCGGGGCUGCGCAGACAGACCAAAACUCAUGCGCUCAGAAUGAAUCAUUCAAGGAUUUUAGGAACAUGAAUGAGCCGCUUGUAAUUCAGUUUUGACCUCUUUAUUUUUAAUUGGAUUAUCCCGGGAUUGGGUUUAAAAGGCCCAGUGCAAAGCGACCAAAGCAUUCCAUGACUCAAAACAAGGGCUUUACUCUUAUAUCAGAGCAUCGUCAGUUGGACAUUGUCUUUCUCUGUCCCCCUGCGCCAAGUAGAUUUCGGCUCUCAUGAUGACUCGUGAUGCAACGUGAGAAAUUGUUUAGUAUCACAAUGUUCCUGUCUGCCAGUGAAAGUCUAUCCCGUCCAUUGAUGCCAUCCAGCUAUCUCCUCUUACAGAGGACGUUAUUCUUAGAUCCCUUCAUUUGGUGAAGGCUCUCUGUUGAGAAACUGCACCGGUGCGACCAGGUCAGACAAACGCACACACGACCCAGCAGGCUCUUGUCCUCUACUGUAAGUAACGGCAUCCCCCGGGGGUUCCUGCGGUGGAGCUGCAACAUCGUCCUCGGCUCUAGUUUAUGCCACGGCCAUUAGGCCGAGCCGACCGCAGCCCCACCACUCACCCGGGCAGCUCCUCCAAAUGGGUUUCAGAAAAUGUCUGCGAACAAACGACGCAUUUCCUGCACUCCAGGAUAUUCUGUAUACACGAGUCACAGUAGACGACUGGGACCAGCUGCAGAGUCUCAGCCUCAGAGAAAACAACUCACUUUUCACACAGGAUGAACCUGUCAGCAGAACUGAAGCUUAAAAGGAAAAAAAGAAAACGGAAAAACCUGAAGAUAAGAGUCCUGGGUUUGGGUUCUUGUCAACACUGUCCAUGUUCAAUGUCUAAGUCAGAAAUACUGCCAUUUGCCCUUUAGAGGAGAAGCAGCACAAAUAUGCUCUAGUUUAUGCCACGGCCAUUAGGCCGAGCCGACCGCAGCCCCACCACUCACCCGGGCAGCUCCUCGAAAUGGGUUUCAGAAAAUGUCUGCGAACAAACGACGCAUUUCCUGCACUCCAGGAUAUUCUGUAUACACGAGUCACAGUAGACGACUGGGACCAGCUGCAGAGUCUCAGCCUCAGAGAAAACAACUCACUUUUCACACAGGAUGAACCUGUCAGCAGAACUGAAGCUUAAAAGGAAAAAAAGAAAACGGAAAAACCUGAAGAUAAGAGUCCUGGGUUUGGGUUCUUGUCAACACUGUCCAUGUUCAAUGUCUAAGUCAGAAAUACUGCCAUUUGCCCUUUAGAGGAGAAGCAGCACAAAUAUGCAAAAUCCACCUUAAAAACAAUGUGGUGCUGCUUCUAUAACAGAACACAGACCAGGCGACAGAGUCAAGAUAUAUUAACAAUAGAACAUUCAUAACCACCAGAGUCCUUAAUGAAUGUUAUGAUAAGCCUGACUGACCCACGUUAGAAGGCCUGUGUGAACAGUUUUAUUUGAACAGUGGGGACAUUAUUAUAAAAGGUGUGGUCUUUGUCUUUCGUUCAGUGGACACAGGGACAACGUAAGGACCGGCCAAGGCCUUGGAAGUCAAAUCUUCAAACACAGGUACACAAACUGAUGUCAUUAAGAUUGACCUAAAAGUCACGUUGUUGCAGGAUCAGAUAAUUAUCAAGUGUCACGAUUUGGACUGAAAGGGGAAUUAUUUUUUUUCAACCUGAGCCUCGUGUUUUUAAAUGUGUGUUUUACAUAUAACAUAAAAUAAAAGGCUAACAACAGUCCUGUCCUGUCCUCAGCAAGAUAUUGACACAUUUGCAACUCCGUUACGACUUCACCUUUAGUGGAGAUCAUGGAGAUCUUCAAUUAAAAACAAAUCGUACAAGUCAAAAUCAAAGUACAACUAGUUAAAUGUUGAUAGUGAACAGGGUCUUGACUGAGGCUCUGUGUCUGAGAGCUACAGUCGUGUCAGACUGUAGCUCUCGUCCUCUGGUGACACCGGCAUUGUCCAGUCCUGUGACCCACUUUUCUGUCCUGCCUUGCAGAAAACGACAGUAAUUGGUUGACAUUGCAUUCAUUUUUGCGAUGACGUGGCCUCUGAUUCCUGGAGCGUCUGAUUAACUAAGGGCCCGGGUUGGAAAAGGACACAAAUCACCUUAAAUGAGCCAUAAAAACAGUGGCAGCAGGUGAUUCUCACCACUUGCCUUCUCUAAAUGCCACUAAUGCUUUUUCUGUGUUGACAUGAAACCUAGGCAGUGCUAUUAAAAACUACUCCUACUGUUUGGUUCUAGUGCCGUCUUUUAAACUGUGCCUGUUUUUAUGAAGAGCAGCGUCAUUGAAAGAGUCAAUGAGAGAAAAUUCACGCCAUUUUAAAGCUGCAGUUUUACAAAGUGUUGAUGUGAUAAUGGAUGGAAACCACGACACAAAUUGAUGCCUAACUUGCACUAAUCUGAGUACAUGGAUUAAACUCUGGCACCGAAUUCCCAAACAUGUUGUCAGAACAGAACAUUAAAGAUUAGAGACGACACUGUCCAUCAUAGGCCAUAUUCCUAACUCUUAAUCUGAGCCCGUUUGUUUUGUGCUAGAUUAAAUGACAAAAGGCUGAGCUCACUGUUGAGACAACUGUUCCUUUCCGUCUGUGUUGGGAUCUGAAUCGAAAGUGUGGUUUGAAAAGCACAAGAAUAAAGUGAUUAUUGUGUAAAAAGUCA